AUGGAUGAUUGGCUAGACGACGAUGACGAUGAUGAGUUACUCGACACCCUGUUGAAUAAGCCGCCCAGGGAUUUGGGUGUCUCUAACACUCAAAGCCACCAAGAUCAAGGCGAUGCCGCGGCACAACUGCUGAAAGCCCAAGGCGAAGCUAGCAUGCUGCGCGACCGCAUUCAACUGGUUGAGAAAGAUAGAGAUCAGGAAAGAAAACAGCAACUGCUGAAAGUAGAAGAGCGAAAUCUUCAGCAUCAGCGAGAAAUCGAUUCGUUGAAAGCCGAGCUACAAAGAGCAGAGGAUGAAAAGAAGUUUCUAUCAUAUGCCGGAAAAUCUCAUUUGAAGUCCAAUGCUUCCGCUAACACAACGGCGGUGGCAAAUUCGUCUUCAAUUUCUCACGAAAGCAUUGAUGCUAGUGAUUCAGCGAACAAAAAGCGCAAAGUCGUUGAAAAUGUGAAGGAUAUCGUUGGACUAAAGCCAAACCGCGUUUUGGCAGAUGAAGCGGGACUUUUCAUCCAGUCCAUCAUAUCUCACCGAUUAAAGGGCUCAGAGAUGACUACCUUGGAAAUUCUGAACCAUGUACGCCUGGCAGAGAUCCGAGACUUUACUUUUCGCGACUUUGAAAUAAGUGAUGGUGACUCUGUGGGUAAAGGCAUUUUUGAUCUUCUCAUGGCACGGAAACGAUCAUUGUUGAAGCUGGAUCAAUUUAUCGAGUUCCUGCUGGAAAGUUUGGCGGUUCUUAUAAAGGAAAUAUCUGAAAACUCUAAGGAGUGCAAGACAGCCAUACCUUUCUUAGUCGCACUGAUGCAUCAUUCCGUUACAUUUCGCCCAAGUGCAGUGCGACCUACAGCACUUAAAGAUUUGUUUCAUUUCAUGAUUGAUCUGGUUCGCACGAACCGAGGAAUAUUGAAGAAAUCUCUCGCUAAAUCGCCUUUGCAUCUCGACGUGGGACCGAACAUCUUCCAGUAUGAACUUAUACGCAUUCUUAUUGUACUAUAUGCGUUUGACACGCUUGAGGAUAGCUUGAAGACACUUCAAUCGCUCCCACUGCAGUGCCAACUUGCUUGCAUCGACAAAUCAUUUUGUGAAGCAGUGAACGAGCUCUCGCGCCUCUCGCUCACGAUAUCAUAUCAGCCCGUCCUCAACGUCAUUUACAAUACCAUGGAAAUUUUCAACUGCAUUGCUAAUAUGUUAUUGGAGUCACCGGUGCUGGCCCAAACAGUUCCGUAUAGCUGGUGGGACAACGUAAAGAAUCGAUUUUACCAAGUCUUGACCAAGACAGCUAGUAACAAUGAAAUGCGUGAAACUGACAACGACUCAUUAUUUCUGCCCAAUGAAACAAACAUUUACGGUCUGGUCAGGAAUAUUGGUGAUAACUAUAAUGGUCGCUUUAUUUCACAACUUGUUUCGAAACAUGAACCGCGGGCAAUACCACAAGUCAUUUUGAAAGACUUCCCGCAAACCGAAUUGAUUACUCCGAAGUCAAUUGACGUUGAAUGGUGGUGUCUCAAGCUGAAAAUUGGGAUUGUGCAAUUAUUCGGCAAGCUGUCAACCAUAUACCGGACAGAUCCCAUAGAGAAGGUUAUGAUUAAAGUAUUGACACGCCAGAUGGCUCAGACUCAGGAGAUUUUGCUGACAGUUUUGCUGGGGCAAGACUCGGAAAACAUUCAUAUUUAUUACGAGUACUUCUCGGGCCUUUUACGAUUGAUCUUCCAGAUCUGGCAUGAGAGAGGUUGUGAUUUGGGUCUCAUUAACGAGGUUGAGAGUGAGCUCACGGUUUGUUUGUGGAGAGUAGUUUUUGGGACUGAUACGGAAGACGAGGCUUUGAUGAAUAAAAUGGAGAUGGCAGAGCACAAAACGUUGGUGGAUCAGUUUGACGCGAUGACGUUACAGGCGGAGUCGGAGUUGUUUGAAGAUGCUUUUGACGGUAUUGAUAUUAAUUUUGUGAAAGAAGAGCUGGAAUCUCUGAGUUUUAGUCGCUGUCAAGAGGUAAUGGGCGUUGGAGUCGACAUGGGGUUGAAGGAAAUGGCCAAGAAAAUGCUAGAGGGAAUCACAUCGAUGGAAGAUGCGGAUGUUUUAUAUUUGACUAUGCGCGGAAAUGAAGUGACAAUGGGAAAUUAG
This is a messenger RNA of Lachancea sp. 'fantastica', 2112 nucleotides long. NCBI's taxonomy places the organism in Eukaryota, Fungi, Ascomycota, Saccharomycetes, Saccharomycetales, Saccharomycetaceae. The record is from the annotation of a GenBank genome assembly.